AUUGGCAGUUGGAUUAAUGUAAGUGAUGGAUUUUAUGCAUUUUCUUAAGUAAUUUUGAAUGGAUAGUAUAAAUACGGGAAGAAAAUUGGUAGAUGGAAUAUUCUGUAUAACAAUACUUAUAUGUAAUCUAACAGUUAUAUAAUUUAAGUGGUGGGGGAUUAUAUGAUGAAGAGGGACGAGAAAAUAAAAUUGGAAAUUGGAUUGAGAUCAAUGACGAUUUUUCUGAUUGGUCUUAAGUAAAUUUUAAAGGGAUGUAUAAAAAUGGUGUAAAAGUUGGUUAAUGGGAUAUUUGGUCAAAGGAUGCCAAUACUGAAUUAAUAUAGAUGUAAAAAUGAGAAAUCAAUUUAAUCUUUAGAGGAGGUGGAACAUAUGAUGAAGAAAGUAAAGGACUUAAAGUUGGGAAUUGGACUGAAAUCACUGAUGGAUUUAAACAUAUUACAUAAGUGACGUAUAAUGGAGUAUAUAAAAACGGUAUAAAAGUUGGAAAAUGGGAAAUUUGGGGUAGGAAGGAUUUUGAGCAUCAAAAAAUAGAAAUGAUGUAAAAUAUACCAACUAUAUUUAAAUUAAAAGUGGUGGUGGAGAUUAUGAUGAAAAUGGCUUAGGAGUGAAAAAAGGGAAGUGGAUUGAAAUAUGCGAUGGAUUUAUCUAUUCUGAAAACAUAGCUUAUAUAGGAAUAUAUGAAAAUGGGAAAAAAAUUGGUAUUUGGGUGGAAGUAGACGUUGAUACUUAAGAAGAGCUUAAUAAAAUUAAUUAUGAUUAGUGA
Molecule: messenger RNA, 763 nt
Organism: Paramecium octaurelia
Lineage: Eukaryota; Ciliophora; Oligohymenophorea; Peniculida; Parameciidae
Source: the annotation of a GenBank genome assembly